CGUUCAGCACGGCCAGCAUUCUGGCUCUCCGGAUGCCGAACCUGGCGGAUGAAAUAACAGACGCUGAGAGUGGCGUGGCGUCCCGUUCCUCCACCCCAGAAAACCUGAGCAUCUUGUCCAGCAACUCCAGGCCAAUCUUGGUCCUGAAGUGCCACUCUUACAUACGCGACGAAUCGGGUUCGCCCGACUCUGAGCUACGGCUGCCCUCGCACGAUGUCGACUCUGGCCACUCGACGCAACACUCGCCAGAUGGACUCAAGUCAAUGUCGCCUCUCGCCACCACCGUCAACGAGUCUCUGUCCCCGCAGUCACCGGGGGGAUCUUCAGGAGUCGAUGGCGUGUGCAGCGGCGGUGGUUCGAUGUUCCCGCAGCUCGAGUUGCUGGAAUCCACACACCGCGGCCUCUACCGCUUCCAGCCUCGCCACUCCGACGAGAUCGAAGUGGACAUCGGCGACCCCAUCUACGUGCAGAAGGAAGCCGACGACCUCUGGUGUGAAGGAGUAAACCUGCGCACGGGACGGCAAGGAAUAUUUCCAUCCGCGCACGUCACGGACGUCGAUUAUUCAGAAUUUGACCCGUCCGCAGCGCGGGUGAAGAAAGAACGCUACCUCUUGUCGUACCUUGGAUCCAUUGAGACCCUCUGCCAUAAAGGCAACCAGGUUUUGUGUCAGGCCGUGCGUAAGAUCGCACGUAACGAGACCGGCGGUGGCCUCACGCAGCCCUGUAUACUCGAGGUGUCUGACCAGGGCAUUAGGAUGCUCGAUAAAAGUCGAGGACUGGAUCGCGCGGGACCAUGCCACGACUAUUUCUACCACCUGAAGCACGUAUCCUUCUGUGGGUUCCACCCCAAAGAUCACCGCUACUUCGGCUUCAUCACCAAGCAUCCCGCCAUCCAACGGUUUGCUUGUCACGUCUUCAGCAGCACGGAGAGCACCAGGCCUGUCGCUGAGGCCGUCGGGCGAGCAUUCCAGCGCUUUUACCAGAAGUAUAUCGAGACGGCAUACCCAAUAGAAGAUAUCUACCUCGAAUGAGACGAGAUAUGCUGAUGAGCUCGUCCUGAAACAGCGGUCUUGUCACUUCAAAUGCCCUGCGCAUUAUUAAAUAGUAGUUUGACUGCACAUUCAACCACUUAUUAAAAAAUUCGCACGUUUAAUCUCGACGUCCUAAUGAGCAGAAAAUUUCUCCUUUUGAUGACGCGACAAUCCAGUAAAAAAAAUAUGUCAACUCAUCAUUCUGAAGCCCGAAAAUUGGAAAAACUUGGAAAAAGGAAGAGGAAAUCUGACAUUGAAAAGUAACUUCUACCAUCUAAAAUCUGGUGCAAAAGUUUGAAGUUGUAUACAUAUAAAUUUGUCUAUGCUGCCAAAUCGAUCGUAGUUUGUCACCCUUAAAGGGGAGCAUGU
Molecule: messenger RNA, 1400 nt
Organism: Hyalella azteca
Lineage: Eukaryota; Metazoa; Arthropoda; Malacostraca; Amphipoda; Hyalellidae
Gene: Aplip1
Product: JNK-interacting protein 1
Biological process (GO): regulation of JNK cascade
Cellular component (GO): cytoplasm
Molecular function (GO): protein binding
Source: RefSeq, a predicted model, not a curated record